Magallana angulata is the source of this 620-nucleotide messenger RNA. Its product is annotated as protein FMC1 homolog. Bases 17 to 343 code for a protein of 108 amino acids. Gene Ontology annotation, cellular component: mitochondrion. The record is from RefSeq and is a predicted model, not a curated record. The transcript is spliced from 3 exons. Lineage: Eukaryota; Metazoa; Mollusca; Bivalvia; Ostreida; Ostreidae.
ACCGUCCCAUAAGAAAAUGGCUAAUCAACAGAAAGUUAACCUGGGGCGUCUGCUAUAUAAACGAUUAAGUCGUGAGAUGAAAAUUACAGCAAACCCAAAGGAAAAAUUGUAUGACACUCCAGCAUUUCAAUACAUUGCAAAUCAGUUCAGAGAGCAUCAAGUUACCACCCAGAAAUUAUGCAAAGGACAGAAUGAAGUGAUGAUGGUAGGUCAGACCUAUCUUUGUAUGCUGGAGAGUCUGCGAAAAUCUGAGGAACUUGCUCAGAUGUACAAAACCACAGAGAGAUCUGUUGAACAGAGUGCAAAUCUUGUUGGACUAAAAGUACCGACUGUUGACCAUUGAAAGUAAAAAUCAGAGGCAGCUAUGAACAAUGUGUCUAGCUAUCUAACAACACCAUUUAAUGACGUUGCCUUAUUUAUUUUGCUUGCUAUAUGGACUGUCUAGAACUCGAAAUGGAUAUUUGAACAGAGUUAAUGAUAAAAAAGAGAAAAAUCUCCAUAGAAUAUUUACAAGUAAUUUCAAGUUUCAGAUAACCAAUCUAUAUUAUAUUUUCCAAUUUUUAUAGCAAAUUUAUUGCCAUGCUGUUAUUAUUUUCAAUGAAUAAAGAAUUUUGAUUUAA